CAACCAUCUGAGGCGGUGGGUGGUAUAUUAGGCGAAGAGGCGGGGUCGUCCUAGCUGCCGCGCUGGCAUUUUCUCCUGGACAAGGAGAGGGUGCGGCUGCUGAGAGCCGAGCACUGCAAUCCCGAUCCUCUGAGUCGUGAAGAAGGGAGGCAACGAGGGGGUUGGGGUUGGGGCCUGAGGCAAGGCUCUGCUCUUGCCAGAGGGACAAGAACCAUGGCUCAGAAAAUGGACUGUGGUGCGGGCCUCCUCGGCUUCCAGGCUGAGGCCUCUGUAGAAGACAGCACCUUGCUUAUGCAGACCCUGAUGGAGGCCAUCCAGAUCUCGGAGGCUCCACCUACCAACCAGGCCACAGCAGCUGCCAGUGGGCCAAAUGCUAGUCCUCAGAGUUCACAGCCCCCAUCUGCCAAUGAGGUGGCUGAUAUUCAGGCUUUAGCAGCUGCCACUAAGCCUAAGACAGCCUUUAAGGCCCAGAAUGCCACCACAAAAGGCCCAAAUGCUGCCUAUGAUUUCUCUCAGGCUCUUAAUGCCAAGGAGAUUCCCAGCACACCACCUACGGUAGCCUUUAAGGCCCCAAAUGCCCCCUCAAAGGGCCCAAAUGCUGCCUAUGAUUUUUCCCAGGCAGCAACCACCAGUGAGUUAACUGCCAAACCUGAGAUGGCCUUUAAGGCCCAGAAUGCCACUACGAAGGUGGGCCCAAAUGCCACUUACAAUUUCUCUCCAUCUCUCAAUGCCAAUGAGAUGGUCAACACUCAGCCUAAGACAGCCUUCAAGGCUUGGAAUGAUACCACUAAAGCCCCAACAGCUGAAACCCAGACCCAGAAUAUUAACCAGGCCAAGAUGGCCACUUCCCAGGCUGACAUAGAGGCUGACCCAGGACCAGGUAUCUGUGAAUCUGAUGGUGCAGCUGCACAGACAUCAGCAGAUGGCUCCCAGGCUCAGAAUCUGGAAUCCAGGACUAUAAUUCGGGGCAAGAGGACCCGAAAGAUUAAUAACUUGAAUGUGGAAGAGAGCAGCAGUGGGGAUCAGAGGCGGGCCCCACUGGCUCCAGGGACCUGGAGGUCUGCACCCGUUCCAAUUACCACUCAGAGCCCACCUGGCGCACCUCCCAAUGUUCUCUGGCAGACCCCAUUGGCCUGGCAGAACCCAUCAGGCUGGCAAAAUCAGCCAGCCAGGCAGACCCCACCAGCACGACAGAGCCCCCCAGCUAGGCAGACCCCACCAGCCUGGCAAAACCCAGUUGCUUGGCAGAACCCAGUGAUCUGGCCAAACCCAGUGAUCUGGCAGAAUCCUGUGAUCUGGCCAAACCCCAUUGUCUGGCCUGGUCCAGUUGUCUGGCCGAACCCACUGGCCUGGCAAAAUCCACCUGGAUGGCAGACCCCACCUGGAUGGCAGACUCCACCAGGCUGGCAGGGUCCUCCAGAUUGGCAAGGCCCUCCUGACUGGCCACUGCCCCCCGACUGGCCACUGCCACCUGAUUGGCCACUUCCCACUGACUGGCCGCUCCCACCUGACUGGAUUCCCACUGAUUGGCCAGUUCCACCUGACUGGCAGAACCUGCGCCCCUCACCGAACCUGCGCCCCUCUCCCAACUCGCGUGCCUCACAGAACCUGGGUGCCUCACAGCCCCGAGAUGUGGCCCUUCUUCAGGAAAGAGCGAACAAGUUGGUCAAGUACCUGAUGCUUAAAGAUUACACAAAGGUGCCCAUCAAGCGCUCAGGUGGGCAUCCAGUGCCCUCUCCCAGAGCUCUGCCCUGUGUGGCCAUUUCUUUGCUCAUGUCCCUUCCCCUUCAGUCCCCUCCUUCUGCAAUUGAGUCUUCCUUUUCCACCCUUGAGGACAUUGCUCCCCUCAGCAGGGCUGGCAAAGAGGUUGUAGUUCUGUGGCCUCAGCUCAGGUGCUCCCUCCUCUCUCCUGCAGAAAUGCUGAGGGAUAUCAUCCGUGAAUACACUGAUGUGUAUCCAGAAAUCAUUGAACGCGCAUGUUUUGUCCUAGAGAAGAAAUUUGGAAUUCAACUGAAGGAAAUUGACAAAGAAGAACACCUGUAUAUUCUCAUCAGUACCCCCGAGUCCCUGGCUGGCAUACUGGGAACGACCAAAGACACACCCAAGCUGGGUCUCCUCUUAGUGAUUUUGGGUGUCAUCUUCAUGAAUGGCAACCGUGCCAGUGAAGCUGUCCUCUGGGAGGCACUACGCAAGAUGGGACUGCGUCCUGGGGUGAGACAUCCCCUCCUUGGUGAUCUGAGGAAACUUCUCACUUACGAGUUUGUAAAGCAAAAGUACCUAGACUACAGACGAGUGCCCAACAGCAACCCUCCUGAGUAUGAGUUCCUCUGGGGCCUCCGUUCCUACCAUGAGACUAGCAAGAUGAAAGUGCUGAGAUUCAUUGCAGAGGUUCAGAAGAGAGACCCUCGUGACUGGACUGCACAGUUCAUGGAGGCUGCAGAUGAGGCCUUAGAUGCUCUGGAUGCUGCUGCAGCUGAGGCAGAGGCCCGGGCUGAGGCGAGAACCCGCAUGGGGAUUGGAGAUGAGGCCGUAUCUGGGCCCUGGAGCUGGGAUGACAUUGAAUUUGAGCUGCUGACCUGGGAUGAGGAAGGAGAUUUUGGAGAUCCCUGGUCCAGAAUCCCAUUUACCUUCUGGGCCAGAUACCACCAGAAUGCUCGCUCCAGAUUUCCUCAGACCUUCGCUGGCCCCAUUAUUGGCCCUGGUGGUACAGCCAGUGCCAACUUUGCUGCCAACUUUGGUGCCAUUGGUUUCUUCUGGGUUGAGUGAGAUGUUGGGUAUUGCUAAUCAGUUGCAACAGUCUUUCCCCUGAGUGAGGCUGAAGCCUCAGAAUCCUUCUAAACACAGCUAUCUAGAGAGCCACAUCCUGUUGACUGAAAGUGGCAUGCAAGAUAAAUUUAUUUGCUGUUCCUUGUCUAUUGCUUUUUUCCCCCUUGUGUGCUGUCAGGUUUUGGUAUCAGAAAUAAACGUUGAAACUGCAAAGUGA
This is a messenger RNA of Sus scrofa (pig), 2983 nucleotides long. The record is from RefSeq and is a predicted model, not a curated record. NCBI's taxonomy places the organism in Eukaryota, Metazoa, Chordata, Mammalia, Artiodactyla, Suidae.